AGUUAAACUAAAAGAAGAAGAAAAAGAGGAGGAAGGAGAAGAAGGAAGAAAGGUUAACAUUAGAGACAGUUAUAAAGGUGACUGUGGUUGUAUGUAGAACCUCUGGAGAGCCAGGAUGCCACUGGAGGUCCGAUGGCCGUUCCCACAAUGCCCUGCGCUGGCGUGGCGGGUCUCCAGCUCCUUCAUCAUGGGCAUGGUGGGAACGUAUUCCUUCAUCUGGACCAAGUACAUGAACUACAUGAUCGUCCACAACCAGGAGGUUCUGCUGGACCUGAUUGACCACCGGCCGUCAGACACGCCCCUCAUCACUUUGUCCAAUCACCAAUCCUGCAUGGACGACCCGCUCAUCUGGGGUGUCCUGAAGCUGCGGCAUCUGUGGAGCUACAGGAAGAUGCGAUGGACGCCGACAGCGUCUGACAUCUGCUUCACCAGAGAGCUGCACUCCCGGUUCUUCAGCCGAGGAAAGUGUGUUCCUGUCUGCAGAGGUGAGUCCAAGCAAAGCCCCAGUUCCGGUUUCUGCACAAAUAAAAGACGCAGUAACAGUUUGUCUCCUGCAGGGGACGGUGUUUACCAGAAGGGCAUGGACUUUGUCCUGGAGAAACUCAACAAGGGAGAAUGGGUCCACAUUUUCCCUGAAGGGAAAAUCAACAUGACGGAGGAAUUUAUCCGCCUGAAAUGGGGUGUAGGGCGGCUGAUAGCAGAGUGCUCUCUGAAUCCCAUCAUCCUGCCGCUUUGGCAUGUAGGUUUGACCGACGUCCUGCCAAACGAGUCGCCCUACAUUCCUCGGACCGGGAACAGGAUCACGGUCCUGGUGGGAAAACCUUUCAGCGUCAAAGAGCUGGUUGAUUCCCUCCGAGCUGAAAACAAGAGCCAGAUGGAAAUGAGGAAGACGUUGACCGAUUUCAUCCAGACGGAGUUCAGGAACCUGAAAGCUCAGGCUGAAGGUCUCCACAGACAGAUAGAAACCAGAUCCUGAGGCUCGAUUUCCCUCCAAACAGCGAGCAGGACGGACCGACGGACGGACAGGUUGACGGAUGGACGGAGCAACGGAUGUAGCGUUAGCCUGGUCAGAUGCUAAAACACGGUUUGGACUCUGGGUCGGGUCACUAACCUUCUGCUCUGGACGACAUGCUGGAUUUUCAGUUAAAUUAUGAAGAAAACGACGAUCAUCAGUGAUUGUUUUCUGUAUUUUGAAGAAACAGAAUCUCCAGUUAUUAAAUAAAAAGCAUGUUUUAAAGUGAAUUAGCGAACAGCUGCUGUGAUGCAGGUUGAUGGCUGAUCGUUCUGAAUGUAUGUCGAUCCAGAAAAUGUUUCUGCUGUGGAUUUUUAAUCAUUUCUGUUCCUAGUUUUCAGAUCAAAUCCAACCUGUGCCUCUGUUCACCUCACUUGUUUUUACAUUUGUUAUUCCUAAUUUUUAAUUCUCAUAUUUAAUUUAAAAUCAUUUCAGCUUUGAUUUAGCUACGUCAGGCUAGCAGUUUACGAAGGCGGUAAUUUAAAAUACAUUUACGAUCUUUCUUCACUGUUGUGUUUUGAUGUUGAUUCUGAUGGAGAAUUCGACGUAAAGCUGCUCUGUAAGUGACCAGGAAGUGUUGUGCAGUUAAAGCGCCUGUGGAUUUACAAGCAUCUAUAAACUGAUGUCAGUCCUGAUUCGUUAACGUGCCAAAGCAUCAGCAGCUAAACGCCUGGUUCUGUUUAUAUCUUUCCAUUUCCAUCAAGUUUUCUCUAAAAGUUGGACUUUUUCUGACUCUGUUAGCAUCUAAAUCUAACAGUUUUUAGAUUUAGAUUUAGAAUAAUACGUUGCUCUGCAAACCCAUAACUCUAAUUUUACUCCUCUUAUAUGUUCAACUCUUAAUUUUUCCAUCAAAGCUACAAACUGACGUCUUUAGCCUGUUUUAUCUUUUAUAAGGUAACUUUUCACGCUCGUUUACCUCAACGUUGUGCCACAUGUCGGUUAGGGAACCGUCUGGUUGAUUUCUGGUCUCUGUCUGAGGUCAGAGGUGCUUUAAUCUGUUUUCUGUCCUCUGGUUUCUGAUUCCUGCUCGGUUUUUCGUUCAUCUCUUUGCUGCAGCACCGAUCACUAUCACAGUUGUGGCUGAAUCGCUUUUACAGCCUGGCAGUUCAACACCAAACACUUGAUUUGUCAUAUUCUUGAUGGGUUUUUUAUGGCCAUUAUGUGAAGGUUUUGGGAAAGUAUUGAUGUUUGGAAAAUGCUGGAUUUUCUGUAGAUCUACUAAGUUUUUGAAAUUAUCCCCAACUUUAAUGCAUAUUUUGUAUAAAUAGAGAGUAUUUUAUCCCAAGAUUACUGACUUUUCUAAGGGAAACAGAACAUUAAUUUCCCAUUAUUUUAAGUGAAUCACCUUCCUGUCAUUGUUACUCUUUCCUCCUGUAUGCUUUCAAUAAAGCGUCUGACUUUUAAA
Xiphophorus maculatus (southern platyfish) is the source of this 2417-nucleotide messenger RNA. RefSeq names its product tafazzin (gene tafazzin). Bases 116 to 976 code for a protein of 286 amino acids. The record is from RefSeq and is a predicted model, not a curated record. Gene Ontology annotation, biological process: inner mitochondrial membrane organization; cardiolipin acyl-chain remodeling. Gene Ontology annotation, cellular component: mitochondrial membrane. Lineage: Eukaryota; Metazoa; Chordata; Actinopteri; Cyprinodontiformes; Poeciliidae. The transcript has 10 exons. Gene Ontology annotation, molecular function: 1-acylglycerophosphocholine O-acyltransferase activity.